Monodelphis domestica (gray short-tailed opossum) is the source of this 7463-nucleotide messenger RNA. RefSeq names its product G protein-coupled receptor 179 (gene GPR179). The record is from RefSeq and is a predicted model, not a curated record. Gene Ontology annotation, cellular component: membrane. Lineage: Eukaryota; Metazoa; Chordata; Mammalia; Didelphimorphia; Didelphidae. Gene Ontology annotation, molecular function: G protein-coupled receptor activity. Gene Ontology annotation, biological process: G protein-coupled receptor signaling pathway.
AUCCCAUCUGGGUCUAUCUCUAUUUGGAGCAGAUGUGGGGAUAGGGGGGUAGACUGAAUGGGGGGGGGUGUUAUGCCAGGAUUAAGUGUAUCUGAGGUGGGGGUGGUGCUUAGAGAGCGAGAAGGGGCAGGGCCCCUUUGCCUACGUCCAGGAGCCAGCCUAUGACGUUGGUUAAAGAGAAAGGGAAAAUAACUGAGAUAGAUCGAGCCUGAGACAGAGAUAGAGAUGGAGAGAGCAAGGAGAAAAGGCAUGGUUCCAGCACACAAAAAGAUAAUAAUUCCCCCAGGUUGGAGCCAGCUUCUUCCCAGAGUUUCCUGAACUGCUCUAAGGUGGCCUGGAUACUGAAGUCUCUCAGAGGCUGGGCAAUCCAUUGAAGUUGGUAUGAGGUUGGGCAUCAGAGCACAGGUGAUGCCCCCUGCCAUUUGGGGACUACUGAGCUGGUGUUUCUAUGACUGGGUCCUGGGUAGUCCCCGGGACCCUCGAUCUCUACCCCCCCUGACUUCCCAAGGCAAACUAGGAUCUGUGCCCUCUUGGGCACCCCCAGAAGGGGCAGGGGCAGCUUUGGCUUUCCUUUACUCUGGAGAUGCCCAGAAACUGGCUGGAGCCAACUGCAGUAGGCGCUAUGAGGCACAAGGAUCAGGGAGCAGCCUGGGACUCCCCCCAGUCCUGCAGGGAGCUGCAGGAACUUUGGCACAAGCUGCAAAUUUCCUCAACAUGCUGCUCCAAGCCAAUGACAUCCGAGAGUCCAGUGUGGAAGAGGAUAUAGAAUGGUACCAAGCAUUGGUACGAAGUGUGGCUGAGGGUGACCCAAGGGCAUACCGGGCAUCACUGAUUUUCAAUCCAGCUCCUGGUGCUUCCUUGCCUCAGCUGGCACUUCAGGCCACCAGAAAAGGAGAGGAGACCCUCUUGCAGGAUUUAUCAAUGACCAGAGUCCAGGAAGCAAGCCUAGCUGGUGUUGGAGUUACUGUGGCCUUAAGAAAGCGAGUGCUGAGCAAUGACCUGGGCAGCUUGGACAGCCCCAAAUGGCCACGGGGAGAUGGGUACGUAGGUGACACAAGUCAUGUUCGCCUCUCACCCCCCUUUCUGGAGUGUCAGGGGGGUCGACUCCGACCUGGAUGGCUAAUUGAGCUUUCAACUACCUUCUAUGGGCUCAAGCCGGAUCUCAGUCCUGAGGUCAGGGGUCUGGUGCAGAUGGAUGUUGAGCUUCAGAAUGUGGACAUCGAUCAAUGUGCCAGUGGCCCUGGUUGGUUCUCCAAUACACACCAGUGUGACCUCAAUAGCACCCAGUGUGUACCUUUGGAGAGUCACGGCUUCAUCCUUGGACGCUACCUCUGCCGCUGCCGACCGGGCUUCUAUGGACCCAGUCUCCCCAUGGGGGCAGACAAGAGCAUUGCAGAAUCUAUGGGACAGUAUGGAGCCCUGAGAAGCAAUUCUGGCCGACUGCUUCGAUGCCAGCCAUGCCCAGAGGGCUGUGCCAGCUGUGUGGAUGCCUCACCAUGCCUGGUGGAGGAGACACAGGUGCUCAGAGCAGCUGUAUUGGUUUGCCAAGCCUGUUGCAUGCUGGCCGUCUUUCUCAGCAUGCUGAUUUCCUACCACUGCCGCAGGAGCAAGACGAUUCGAUCAUCUGGGGUCAUAUUACUGGAGACCAUCCUCUUUGGAUCUCUGUUGCUCUACUUUCCUGUCUUCAUCCUCUACUUCAAGCCAAGCAUAUUCCGCUGCAUUGUUCUUCGGUGGGUGCGGCUGCUUGGCUUUGCUAUUGUCUAUGGCACCAUCACGCUCAAGCUGUACAGAGUACUACAAUUGUUCCUGUCCAGAACAGCCCAGCGGGUUCCCCACCUGAGCAGUGGCCAGCUGCUGAGGCGCCUUGGACUUCUCUUGCUCUUGGUUCUGUUUUUUCUGGCAGCCUGGACAAUAGGCACCUUGGAGAGGGGAGUCCAUCAUGCACCCUUGGUUAUUCGUGGUCACACAUCUGCUGGCCGUCACUUUUAUCUCUGUCACUAUGACCGCUGGGACUACAUCAUGGUUGUGGCUGAGAUGCUUCUCCUUUGUUGGGGUAGUUUCCUCUGUUAUGCUACCCGGGCAGUGCCCUCUGCCUUUCAUGAGCCACGAUACAUGACUAUCGCUCUACACAAUGAACUUCUGGUUUCUGCUGCCUUCCAUGCAGCCAGGUUCAUCUUGGUCCCCUCCUUACACCCAGACUGGACCCUCCUCCUCUUCUUUAUCCACACUCAUGGCACCGUCACCACAACUCUGGCUCUGCUCUUUAUCCCCAAGUUCCUGAACCCAGGCGCCCUUCCUCGGGAAGAGAUUGCAGCUGAAGUCUAUGAGGAUGAGCUGGACCUACAAAGAUCAGGCUCCUGCUUCAAUAGCAGCAUUGCUUCUGCCUGGAGCGAUUGCAGUCUUGAUGCUGGAGACAUUCGGGACGAGUUAAAGAAGCUCUAUGCCCAGUUGGAGGUCCACAAAACCAAAAAGAUGGCUGCUAACAACCCUCACCUGCCCAAGAAGAGAGGCAGUUCCAGAAGGGGAUUGGGCCGCUCUUUUAUGAGGCGCCUGGCUGAGUUCCCUGAGGCCGUGGCUCGUCGGGACCCCAGCUCCCCAGGCCGGGGCAGCUUUCCUCGUUCUUCUCGGCGGCGGCUCCUCAGUUCUGGGGUCCAGACACCUGAGAGACCACCACCCACUUUGCGCAAAUCCCACAGCACCUAUGACCACCGGAGGGACCAAGACCCCCCACUCCUUGAUUCUCUUCUCCGGAGGAAGCUGGCAAAGAAGGCCUCAAGAGGGGGAAGCCGAGACUCCAUGGAAGUGCCUCCCCCACUCGGCUUCCGGUCAGCCAGUGCCCACAACCUGACCGUGGGAGAGAGGCUACCCCGGGCACGGGCCGCCUCUCUGCAGAAAUCGCUCAGUGUGGUAGCUGGCUCUAGGGAGAAGGCACUGCUCCUGGCCAGCCAAGCCUACCUGGAAGAGAGCUAUAGGCUGGCUCGAGAGCGGGAGGAGAGGCGCAAGGCAGGGGCAGGCAGUCUGGCCAGGAGGCCAUCAGCCAGACGACUGGAGCGGACUCGAGGAGAUUCCCUGUCACCUCCUCCAUCACCGGCCAAGAGCAACAGCGUAGACAGCUCCCAUGCCUCUGGGAAGCUUCAUGAGCCAGGCGGGAGGUGGCCACCACCCUCGCCUAUGAGGCAUCAGAUCUCCACACCCAUCCUGGCUUUAGGGGGGCCGUGCCUAGGAGAUUCACAGACACUGUCCCCUACCUCAACUUUGUCUCCAGCUCCAGUCCCUGCCCCACCCCCAAUACCAGCCCCAGCUCGAGACCCCAGCUUGCUGACCUAUGUCUGCCCCUGGGAAAAUGCAGAACUACCAGUCAGGGUGGAAAGUACAAGCCAGGAACCUGCUCCUGGGACAGGCAGGGGGCACAGUCAUCCCCCAGCUAGAGUCCGGCUUCUGAAAGCCCUCUCUGUGGCAAUGGUAGUGGAGAAGCGAGGAGCUACAGAGGGUGUGGAGGCUGGAAUAGAACACCCAGAGGGAGACGUCCAUGACACUGAUGAUGAAAGGCUUAGGAUCUUUCCCAAAUCCCAUAGCCUCAAAACCCCCAUCCAACAGGGCUCCAUGAGGAACCUGGGACUAGCCAUUAAGGCUCUAACUCAGUCCCGGAGCAGCUACAAGGAGAAAGAAAACGGGCUAGACAGUUCUGAAAAGGUAGGGAAGGGGAAGGCUUUUGGAGAGGGUACAGGGUUGGCUGCUAGAACUCUUCGAGCCGGCCGGCCCAAACCUGUGAGCAAACAAGCAGCCUUGGCUACUUGUGAUGACGAGGAGUCUCUUCAGAACCAGCAGAACACUCACACCAGUAAAAUGCUGGGUGUCUGUCCCCAGGAAGGGAGCAAGGAGCAAGAGGGCAAGAGCAGGGGACUUUCCCAGGACGCCGAGAAAGCAAAGUGGAAGGGGGUUGCCACUCCAAGGCAGGUUAGACGGGAUCCUGUCAGCAGGAACAGAGAGGCUGAGACAACUGAGAUAACCUCUGGGAGAGAAAGAGGACUAAGAGGGAGAUAUGAGGAUCCCGUUAAAGUUUGUCCCCAGCCGCCAGACAGCAUAGAUAGCAGAACAGCUGAAAUAUGUCCGUGGGAAGCUCCAGAGCUAGAAGCUGAUAGACCAGGCAGCCUAAAGGCAGAGGCCUCACCCUGGCACAUGAGUAAAGGAACUUUUGGACAGAGAUCACUGGAGGAAAAGAAGAAAACCCUUGAAAAAUCAGGAUCCAAAAGAAUGAUAGUCAUGGCUCAGAAAAAGCCUGAGCAGCUGCUGCAGGAUCAAGAGGCAGUCUGUCCCCGGGACAGCACAGACGUAGGAGGCCUCCCACCCCAACCAGGUCCUCAGCACAAUGACCACCCCAAAGAUGGUCACCAGGUACUGGGCAGCAUAGGAAGAAGAGCAGCAGAAGUAUGUCCGUGGGAAGUAACUGAGGUGGAAGCUCACAAACAAGAGAGCACCAAGGCAGAGAUUUGUCCCUGGGAAGUGAGUGAUGGAACAAGAGAUGAAGAAAAAUUGUCACAAGAGAUAGAUAGGCACUCGCUGGAAGAAAAGCAGACUUUCAGGAAAGAAAUGCUUUGGAAAGAUGAAAAGAAACUGGAUCAAGAAUGGGAAUCUCUCUGCCCAUGGGAAAGUACAGAUUUUAGGGGUCCCUUAGCCAGCUCAACUCAGACCCCAGGGACCUCAGAGUUCUCAGGGAGCGUGGGAAACAAAGUAGCUGAAGUGUGUCCAUGGGAAAUGGAAGAAGAUUUGUCUAGCAGCAGAAAAGACAAGGUCUGCACCUGGGAGAUGAACAAAAUGGUUGGAAAAUGGACAGCAGGCCAAGAAGCAGAUGGAGACUUACUACAAGAAAAGCAAAAAGUCUCUGGAAAAGAGAGCUAUGGAGAGGCUGGAGAUUCUACCUGGAAAGAAACUGAGAAACAAGAAAGGGAGGCAGCCUGUCCUUGGGAAAAUAUAGACCCAGAGGCCUGUUCUCUAGAGUCAGACCCUGCUAAACACCCUGGCCUUAUGGGGAGUAGAACAGCAGAGGUCUGUCCAUGGGAAGCCCUUGAACCAAAUAUAAAUAAGACAGAGCUUGCUAGAGAGAAAAUCUAUCCCUUGGAGAUGAGUAAAGGAGCAGCAGAGAAAAGGUCUCUUGAAAAGGAUAAAGAGGAAUUCAAAGGGGCAACUACUGUAGCUUCUAAAAAGUUAGAUGUGCUGAUUGAGACACAGGAAGCAGUCUGCCCCUGGGAGAUCUCUUCUCCCAAGACAGAGCCUCAGAAAACAGGUCAACCUAUGGACAGGUCUCAGGUCUCAGGCAGUAUGGAGAACAGGGCAGCUGAGGUCUGUCCAUGGGAAGUGCAGACUAUAUCACCUGAGACAGUAGAGCUAGCCUGGAAGCCAAUGGAUACAAGAGAGAAAAACACAUUGGAAACUGAGGUAGCUAAGGAUUCCCAGGGGGGUACAGAAAAAGGGCCCAGAAAAUCCAAAGAAAUAGUUGUACUUGCUCGGGAAAAGGCAGAGAGGCUAAUAUCAGAGAGGGAGGCAACUUGUCCCUGGGAGACCUCGGACCCAGGGGACUUCUCCCAAGCCACUGGUCCACUCAAAGCUGGUUUUCAGGUAGUAAACACUGUGGGGAGCAGAACAGCUGAUGUAUGUCCAUGGGAAGUGGAGGCAGUGUUACCCAAUGUAAAGGCAGAAAUCUGUCCCUGGGAGGUAAACAAAGAAACAACUGAGAAAGAGGGCCUGAGACAGGAGAAAGAUGGGAAAUCCAAGGAGGCUAGGGGAACAGUUCUGGAAAAGGGGAGCUCUGAAGAGCUGAGAGGCAAAGCAUCAAAACAAGCUGCAAAAUCAAUUCAAGAGCAGGAAUCUGGUUGUCCUUGGGACAAUAGUAUGCACUUGAGGAGUCCCUCAGCUCUAGCCCCAGUGACCUCACAGUCAUCUGACAGCAAAGUAGCUGAGGUGUGUCCCUGGGAAGUGGAAGAGGAUCCUUCCAAUAAUAAGGCAGAGAUCUGUCCCUGGGAAGUGAGUGACAAAACAAUAGAGAAAGGGAGAUGGGGACAGGAAACAGAUGAGGGAAACCUACAGAAAGAUCAGGCAACCCUUGAGAAGGAGAUAUCUUUAAAGACUCAAGAUCACACUUCUAAAGAAGGAAUCAAACUCAGUGGAAGGAGGGAAUCCAUCUGUCCAUGGGAAGAAUCAGAUUCAGGGGAUCCAUCCAUCCAAGCAGAUGAUCAAGGCAUUGUCAGCUCCCAAGUACUUGGCAAUGUGGGGGGUAGGGUGACUCAGGUGUGUCCUUGGGAAGCCCCUGAGCCAGAAGUUGGUACUACAGAAAGCAACAUGACAGAAAUAUGUCCCUGGGAAAUGAGUGAAAGACCAAUUGAGAAACUGACAGAGAGGGAGGAUCAAGACAGAGAAUCUCAAGAGGAAAAAAGAAAACUCUCUAAAAAAUCACAAACCCAAGCAGCUGCUGUCACUACACAUAAAAAACAAGGGAGGCUAAUCCGAAAGCAAAAGACAGUUGAUCUAUGGGAGAGCACAGACCUGGGGGAUGCCCCCUUCCAACCAGAUCCUCAUGACACUGCUGAACUCAAAGCUGGUUCCCAGGAAUUAGAAGGUGUGGGGGGUAAAAUAAGUUCAGGCAAAGCAGAUCUUCAACACAAUCGGAAAGCAGAGAUCUGCCCCUGGGACAUGAGUAAAGAAGCAGCAGAGAAAGGGGGAUUGGUAGAGGGCACAAAUGUAGAAUCCCAAGAACAGAAGGGAAAAACAUCCAGAAAAGAGAGAUCCAGAGAACCUGGAGAACAUGUAUCAGAAACAGAGAAACUCAGCCAAGAAGUCUGUCCUUGGGAGAAUAUAGCCCCAGCAGGCCUUCAGCCAGACAAUCCCCAAAUCACUUGCCAGGGCAGUAUAGAGAACAUAACAGCAGAGGUAUGCCCAUGGGGAGGUAUGGAAGUAGAAGGAAUUAAAAUGGAGAGUAUCACAGCAGAGACCAGAGCUCGAUCUAGGAAACCUGCCUCUCAGGUUUCAGAAGAAACUAAAGCAGAAAUUCCCCCAACAGUCCAAGAGAAACCAUUUAGCCAUUCAGUCCACAGACCUCGGGGGUGUCUUCCUCCAGAAAGCAAAGUUUCUGUCCCUGUGGUCAGUGUCAGUUCUCUUGAAAAUGAUGGAGGAACCCAAAAUGUUUCAGAGGAAAAGCCAGAGGCUGGCCCAACCUCAGAGAAGAGUAUUCAAGAAGUCAAAGGUCAACAGCCUCCCUCCUCAGCAGGAGGCCAAGGAACAUCAUCCCCUGAGGUUCAAACCAGGGACUCAACCUCAUCAGCUGUCUCUCCUUAGAAAUGACUUCUUCAAAUUGGCCAAAUGGGUUACAAGAUGUACAAAGAUGCUCUUUUUGGGAAUAAGUGUCUUGGAGUGGGAAACGAUUGUGAUAGAAGAUAUCAAUAAAACAUUUUUUAAAAAGUAAGAGUAAA